CCAGCAUAAUUGUGUAACCAAGAGCUCCUGAGAAACUAACAGGUCAGAGUCAUUUCUGCGUUCGUUACAGACUUAACACUAAUUCCUUUCUGUCAAAGUCUUCAAAUGAUCACUGAUGAAGACUCGAGCACAAAUUUGACCGACACAAAUUCGAGUCUCCAUGCGGCUUCAUCCACAGCAGUCCCAUGAGUCACGGGCUGUCCAUGCAGGUCAAAUGUCUUCAAAUGAAAUUCUGCCACUUUGCUCAGGUCCUAAAGCUGGUGUCAGACCUCCGGAACCAUCCCGCGGCCGUGCUGAUGGCAGAGGGCCAUCCCAUGGUGAUCAGCUCCGACGACCCGGCUCUGUUCGGAGCGUCCGGUCUCUCGUACGACUUCUACAAGGCUUUCAUGGGCUUAGGAGGAAUGAAAUCGAAUUUAGCUACACUGAAAGAGCUCGUGUUAAACUCUCUAAGGUACAGCUCCUUGCCUCCCACUGUGAAGGAAAAAGCCAUUUCAGCCUUGCUAAGGAAGUGGGACAAGUUUGUCUCAGAGAGUUUGCUGUGAACCUGCAGGAGGACCUGCUGGGGAACCUGUUGGAGAACCCGCUGGUGACCAUAGAGACACUUUUUAUAGGCUGCAUUUUUAUACAUGCAAGAAUGAAAAAAAUUUACCUGGCUGUGUGUCAGAAUUGAAAGGAUUGUUUUACUGGCAUGAUUUAAGAAAAAAAACAAAAGUCUAUUAAGUCACUUAUCCACUGAAUGAUUAGAUCGCCCUCUGCUGGACACAUGCAUCUAUUACCUUCAUUCUAUGGGAGGUCUUUAUAUCGGGUGACUUUUUGAUAGCCAGAUGAAAAUUAACUGACAAUAAGAAAGGCUAUACUUUUAUUUAAGAACAUAAAAACAUUUUUUUUGUCCAUUUAUAGUUACAUUUAGUGUCAUGGAACAUUCGUGAAUUGAGAUCGUUUCGGUUUGAAACAGACGUUUCUUUAUCUUCUCUCUAUUGAAAGAGAAAUAAGACAAAGAACUUACUUCUUGUGACAUAAAUCAAUGCCAAAGGGUCAAUGAAAGCACCGACACUUGAGACUCCUUACAGAAACAUUUACACAUCUUUUAACAGAAUGUAAUGCACGUAAAAUUUUGGAGUUACACCAACGUUUGCACCAAUGUCUCCAUGUAUCUCCAUAUAUUUUAUUAUUUUGUUUACUUAUUUUGGGAUACAGUCACAAACUGCAAUGUCCCUGCCUCCUACUACAAAUCUACUGUAGUGAAGCAUCAAACACGAGCCUGCUAGUGCCAAUGCACACAGAACAAAGUUUCAUGGCUUUGGCAUGAGCGCCGUACAAGGAGCAAAGCUAUUAGAGCGAGUAAAGUAUGUGGGAAGGAAAUGAAACGCUGGAUUGACUACAGGCUUAAGACACCUGCAAACACACACAGAUAGGUUUGUUUAGUCUACUUUAUUGUCAACGGGAUGUUUCCGCUUAUAUUCGAAUCAGCAAAUAUUAGCCUUUACCCUAUUGCACGCACACACACACACACACACACACACACACACACACACACACACACACACACACACACACACACAGAUACUCACGGUACCGGGUCUCAAAGUGGCCUUUUUUUGCCACAGACACCCAUUAUAAAAUUUAGAGGUUUAUAACGUGCCAGGCCGUCGAUGUAUCUACACCAAACAUGACCAGCUUCAUUAGGGUACUCUGGACAAAGGUUUAAAUUGGUGCACCGACCGGCCUUUUGGUUCUUUCGCAGCCCUGCCCCAAUAUAUGCAAAAUCAAAAAACUUUCCACAUUAUUAACAUGUGACAUAGCAAAACACUCAGAACAAUGAGGAGAACUUCUUCACGGGUAUUCGGGUGAUGUCACGUGACGUCAUGUGCAGCACCGCCCCCGAAAUAAAAAAUGACCACAAUAUGGACAUGUGAUGUAUCAAAACACUCGGGAAUAAAAUACCAUUAAAAACAUUCUUUUACUUCAGAAGGAAAGUUAAAGUUGUCCAUGUGAUGGAUUUUUCCUCUGGGAAGACAUUCAUUUAACAUUUAUGGAAGGAGUCUCCAGUGUCAGCAGGGCCAGGAACAAUCAAAGGU
Molecule: messenger RNA, 2078 nt
Organism: Tachysurus fulvidraco (yellow catfish)
Lineage: Eukaryota; Metazoa; Chordata; Actinopteri; Siluriformes; Bagridae
Product: adenosine deaminase 2-A-like
Exons: 2
Coding region: 186-542 (118 amino acids)
Biological process (GO): adenosine catabolic process; inosine biosynthetic process
Molecular function (GO): adenosine deaminase activity
Source: RefSeq, a predicted model, not a curated record